Pimephales promelas (fathead minnow) is the source of this 1772-nucleotide messenger RNA. RefSeq names its product glucose-6-phosphatase catalytic subunit 1a, tandem duplicate 1 (gene g6pc1a.1). The record is from RefSeq and is a predicted model, not a curated record. Gene Ontology annotation, molecular function: glucose-6-phosphatase activity. Gene Ontology annotation, biological process: glucose 6-phosphate metabolic process; gluconeogenesis. NCBI's taxonomy places the organism in Eukaryota, Metazoa, Chordata, Actinopteri, Cypriniformes, Leuciscidae. Gene Ontology annotation, cellular component: membrane.
CUGGGGUACGAGUUUAGACGAGAUCUGGCAGGCUGCCUUCAUAUCUGCAGUUUGAUCCCCAUUCCCCAUCCCUGCACCUUGUGUCUAUCCUCCCUCUCGAGCGCAUUUGUCCAGGGUGACCGUCCUGAUCUCAGGCUACAGAGAUGGACCUGCUUCACAGCUGGGGGGUGAACCUAGCUGUCCGUUUGCAGACCGAAUACCGGGACUAUGAGAAUCUGUUUCAGUGGGUCUCCUCGGUGGCGGAUCUCCACACCACAUUCUUUGUGUUUUUCCCCAUUUGGUUUCAUCUGCGCAGAGACGUGGGUGUUAAACUCAUCUGGGUGGCCGUGGUUGGAGACUGGCUAAACCUCGUCUUGAAGUGGGUGCUUUUCGGUGAGAGGCCGUACUGGUGGGUGAAUGAGACUAAGUUUUAUGGCCCUGUAAAACAUCCUGAACUGCAACAAUUCCCCAUCACUUGUGAAACUGGACCAGGGAGUCCGUCGGGUCAUGCCAUGGGUUCUGCAGGAGUUGGCUACGUAAUGGUUACAGCUGUGCUUUCUAUUGUUGCUGAAAGAAAAAUGCCUCCUUUAAGUUAUAGAUUUUUUCAGUUGAUGCUCUGGAGUCUUCUGGGUUUGGUGGAGUUACUGGUGUGCAUGUCUAGAGUCUAUCUGGCUGCACAUUUCCCACACCAAGUUAUCAGUGGAGUUAUUUCAGGAAUAAUUGUAGCAGAAACAUUCUCCAGAGUGCAGUGGAUCUACAACGCAAGUCUGAGAAAGUACUUCAACGUCACGCUGUUCCUGCUCUUCUUUGCUCUGGGCUUGUACGUGCUCCUGAAAGCUCUGGGUGUGGAUCUGCUCUGGACAUUGGCAAAGGCAAAGAAAUGGUGUGUGAAUCCAGACUGGGUCCUUAUGGACUCCACCCCCUUCGCCAGCCUGUUGAGGAACAUGGGCACCCUGUUCGGGCUGGGGCUUGGUCUUCACUUGUCAUGCUACAAUGAAACAAGAAGCAAGAAACACAGCAGCGGCUCUUUCAGGACUGGGUGUAUUGGUGUAUCUUUGGUGUUGCUGCAGCUCCUGGAUAAGAUGACAUUUUCCUCAAGCAACCAGAUCCUUUUCUACCUUCUGUCAUUCAGCAAGUGCGCUGUUGCUUUGGUACUUCCCACUGCACUUGUUCCUGGAGCCUUAUCUUGGAUUUCAAACGAAAACAAGCAUGGAAAGGACAUGUAGUGCAAUACUCAGGCAAAACUUUGCUAAAUGGUAAACCAUAGAGUUUGACUGAUGCAGAUUUGCAUUGCAACUGAUGCAAUCGUUCAGCAAACGUUUUUGCAGUGCACCAUUUAAAAAAAUACCUCAAAUGGCAUGUACAGGAUGGGUGGAUACUAAUAGCAAUUAAUUGCAUCCAACAUUAAAGUUUGCGUUUAUAUAAUAUGUGUGUGUACAUAUACAUAUAUGUAUAUAUUAGAGAUGCACCGAUAUGAAAUUUCUCAGUCGAUACCGAUAGCCGAUUAUUUAGAAUGAUAUCAUCCGAUGUCGAUAGUCGGUUUUUUUCUUAUGGAUAAAAUCCCAAAUAAUGCUGAAAACUAGAGAACCCUCUCAUUUGAUGGCCAUAAUAUUAGAGGUUCAAAUUAACAACAGAGCUAUUAUAUUCAACUGCUAUUUAUUUCCAGAUAUAAUAUUUACACUCAAACAAAAGCUUAAAUGUUUGUAUACAACUCCGUUACACUUGUAAGGUAGUUUUCAUUUCAUGAAUCACUUGUCUUUAUGGCAAAUUUAUUAAAACAAAGGAUUAUUAGA